Molecule: messenger RNA, 1447 nt
Organism: Corticium candelabrum
Lineage: Eukaryota; Metazoa; Porifera; Homoscleromorpha; Homosclerophorida; Plakinidae
Product: ubiquitin-like modifier-activating enzyme 5
Exons: 12
Coding region: 1-1200 (399 amino acids)
Biological process (GO): protein ufmylation
Cellular component (GO): cytoplasm; cytosol
Molecular function (GO): UFM1 activating enzyme activity
Source: RefSeq, a predicted model, not a curated record
AUGAACACGGAGCUGGAAGAACUGAGAGCUCGCGUGGCGAGCCUGGAGAAAGAGCUGGAAGAGGAAAGGGCUAGGCAAUCAACUAAUGCUCGUGAAAAGAUUCACACAAUAAGUUCUGAGGUGAUCGAUUCCAAUCCGUACAGUCGUCUAAUGGCACUGAAACGAAUGGGCGUCGUUGCCAAUUACGAGAGAAUACGUGAUUACAGUGUUGCUGUUGUUGGUAUUGGAGGUGUGGGAAGUGUGACUGCUGAGAUGUUGACUCGGUGUGGCAUUGGGAAGCUGCUUCUGUUUGAUUACGACAAAGUUGAGUUAGCCAAUAUGAACAGGAUGUUCUUCAUGCCUAACCAGGCCGGAUUGUCAAAAGUGAUGGCUGCAGCAAAUACAUUGGCAUUUAUUAAUCCCGAUGUCGAGAUCAAAACAUUCAAUCAGAACAUAACGACUGUUGAUGGCUUUCAGAGUUUCAGCGAAGCAAUCAGUGUGGGAGGUAAGAGUGGUGCCAAAAGUGUGGACCUUGUGCUUUCGUGUGUGGACAACUUUGAAGCUAGAAUGGCCAUCAAUACUGCCUGUAACGAACUUGGCUUGAAUUGGUUUGAAUCUGGUGUGAGUGAGAAUGCUGUUUCUGGACACAUACAAUUUGUGAAACCAGGAGAAACAGCCUGCUUUGCUUGUGCUCCACCUCUCAUUGUCGCUGACAAUAUUGACGAAAAGACCCUCAAACGGGAAGGAGUAUGUGCCGCAUCUCUACCCACAACAAUGGCUGUAAUUGCUGGCUUCCUUGUUCAAAACACACUCAAAUAUUUGUUGGAAUUUGGUGAAGUCACAUAUUAUCUUGGAUACAACGCUAUGCAGGACUUCUUUCCUACUAUGACGAUGAGGCCUAAUCCAAACUGCAGUGAUCUGAACUGCAGAAAGCAACAACAAGAAUUUGUGAAAAGAGAAGCUUUGAAGCCGAAGCCUGAAGUGGCAGAUGAGCAACCCGAGGAAGUGACACACGAAUCAAAUGAAUGGGGCAUCUGCCUUGUCGAUGAAACAGUCGAUGAACCAGCUGAUGUAGAUGCAAGUGUCCCUCAUUUGGCCGAGGGAAUCAAAGUCGCAUACACAUUGCCAGACAACCAACAAGAAUCAGCAGACGACGUAGUUGUUAGUGUAGAUGAUGAACAAAGUUUAGAAGAUUUAAUGAAACAGAUGAAGAGCUUAUAGACCAGUAAGUAGCAUUAAUUAAGUGAUCAUUGAUAUCAUAAAUAUCAAUUUCUUUCAUACAACACCCACUAAAUGACACGUGCCAGACUCUUUACUUUGAAACACAUUUUAAGUACAAGAAAAAAUUCUUAGUACAUUUCUAUUUAAUUAAUUUCUAUCCAUGGGCGGUGUUCACAAGGAAGUAGCAUCGCUUUCAUCGUCUAGACGUACUAAAUCUAAAGCGCGCUACAUGUAACAGGUGUACGUA